Molecule: messenger RNA, 1092 nt
Organism: Dictyostelium purpureum
Lineage: Eukaryota; Evosea; Eumycetozoa; Dictyosteliales; Dictyosteliaceae
Exons: 2
Coding region: 1-1092 (363 amino acids)
Source: RefSeq, a predicted model, not a curated record
AUGAAUAACCAAUUUACAUUUGAUUUUAAUAAUUAUUUAAAAACUAUUCAAGCUUCAAAUGUUAGAUAUAUAGUAAUUGGUGUGAUUACACUUGCGUUUAUGAUGUUUAUGGAGUAUGGUUUUUAUGUUAAUUUCAUCAAUGUAAAUAUUACACAAUGUUCAUUGGCAAAUCAAGGUCCGUCCAAUUCCUCAUUAGAUAAUUGUUUUGUAGAUCAAGUUCCAGAGUGUCUAUUUGAAGAAUUUCACACUCAAUCAAAAUAUUCACUCAAUUUUCCGGUAUCGUUAUUUGGAUUGAAAGGAGAUAAAUACAGUGUUGUUAUUUUAGCGCUUUCAUUGGUUUGUUUCAUUUUGGAAAUUGGACUUUAUUUACUUUUAGAUUAUAAUUUAUUUUUAAAGAAAAAGCGUAUUCAAAAUACAAUGGCAAAUUCAAUGAUAUUUAUAGAUGGUAAAAAAAAACAUGAAAAUGGUUUUACAAUUUUUCUUCUUGUAGAUCUUGCAGUUUAUACAGUAUUAAAAUUUGUUUGGGUGUAUUGGAGAAAUCACCAAUACAGCGAAUUUGUUUGCGAUGGAGGUGUGAUUCAUCUCACAUUUGGUCAAAAUAUUACCAGCUCCAUUAGUACCAUUGUUUUACUCGUUGUAACCUAUGUUUUUUUCCCUCUAAUGUAUUUCUUUGCCUAUUACAAUCUUCUUUCCGAUAUGGAUUUCAAGAAUAUGAUGUCCCAUCUCUCCUAUCAAACUGUAAAGCAAUUUAAAUAUAUCACUGUAUUGGACGUUAGUAAAUAUCAAGAUAUCAUUGAUGAUUUCAUUCAAGAUAAAUAUUCCGAUGAAUCAUUCAUAUCUAGAUUUUUAAGAUCCCAUACAUUUACCUUUUCUAAAACCACCGAUCAAGAGAUUUGCGAAAUCCUUUUAGCACAUAAAGAAAAGAGUCCAUAUGAUUUCGAACCAAUGCUUUGCAACGAACCUAAAAUUUCAAUCAAUGACAAUGGUCGUGACGAUGGUGCAUACAAAAGUAUAGAUAACAAUAACGACAGCGAUAGCGAUAAGGAUAAUGAUGCAUAUCGUAACACUGAAAAAGAGAAAUUAAUCAAAUAA